AUGCCUACCGAAUUCAUCAGCGUAACCUUCCCCAACGCCUCGACGGAGAUCGCCCCGAUCCCCGGCGCCGGCAUCGACCCGGAGUUCCUGGUCCGGUACGCCAAGAACCUGGACGACUACGGCUUCAACUACACGCUCGUGCCCUACGGGUCCGACUCAUAUGACCCCUUCACCAUCGGCGCGACCAUCGCGGCCGUGACCAAGAACGUCAGCGUCAUCAUCGCGCUGCGGCCCAACACGCUCUACCCGACCGUGGCCGCCAAGGCGCUGGCGACGCUCGACCAGCUCAGCAAGGGCCGCGUCGUCGUGCACUUCAUCGCCGGCGGCAGCGACGCCGAGCAGGCCAAGGAGGGCGACUUCCUGUCCAAAGACGAGCGGUACGGCCGCCUCGAGGACUACAUCAAGAUCCUGCGGCGCGCGUGGGAGUCGGACGCGCCCUUCGACUGGGACAGCAAGUACUACACCUUCAAGGGCUUCACCAACAAGGUGCGGCCGACCAAGGGCACCAUCCCCGUCUCGGUCGGCGGCUCCUCGGACGAGGCGUACCGCAUCGGCGGCUCGCUCGCCGACAUCUUCGGCCUCUGGGGCGAGCCGCUCAAGGAGACCAAGGAGCAGAUCGACCGCAUCUACGGCGAGGCCGAGAAGGCCGGCCGCAAGGACCGCCCGCGCAUCUGGGUGACGUUCCGCCCCAUCAUCGCCGAGACGGACGAGCUCGCGUGGGCCAAGGCGCACCGCACCCUCGACGCCCUCCGGGGCAACAUCUCGGCCGGCCAGGGCAAGCCCGGGCAGGCCGGGCCGGAGCCGCAGAACGUCGGGUCGCAGCGGCUGCUCGAGAUCGCCAAGAAGGGCGAGGUCCAGGACCGCGCGCUGUGGUACCCGACCGUCACGGCGACCAACGCCCGCGGCGCCUCCACGGCGCUGGUCGGCUCGCCCAAGACCAUCAACGACUCCAUCCUCGACUACGUCGACCUCGGCGCCGACCUCAUCUCCAUCCGCGGCUACGACAACCUCAACGACGCCAUCGACUACGGCCGCUACAUCCUGCCCGCCGUGCGCGACGAGUUGAAGAAGAGGGGGGAGAACGGGGCCAACGGCGCGCAAUGA
This is a messenger RNA of Colletotrichum higginsianum IMI 349063, 1104 nucleotides long. RefSeq names its product Alkanesulfonate monooxygenase. The transcript has a single exon. The coding region runs from base 1 to 1104 and encodes 367 amino acids. Gene Ontology annotation, molecular function: oxidoreductase activity, acting on paired donors, with incorporation or reduction of molecular oxygen. The record is from RefSeq and is a predicted model, not a curated record. NCBI's taxonomy places the organism in Eukaryota, Fungi, Ascomycota, Sordariomycetes, Glomerellales, Glomerellaceae.